Molecule: messenger RNA, 1417 nt
Organism: Sebastes umbrosus (honeycomb rockfish)
Lineage: Eukaryota; Metazoa; Chordata; Actinopteri; Perciformes; Sebastidae
Gene: haus8
Product: HAUS augmin like complex subunit 8
Exons: 10
Coding region: 88-1194 (368 amino acids)
Source: RefSeq, a predicted model, not a curated record
AAGAAGAAGAAGAGCGGAACGAAUGUUUCACUUCUUGUUUCUGCCGGCUUACUAAACUGGAGCACAGGCGGUUUACUUCAAAACAUUAUGGCGUCGAGAAGAACAUCAACAGCUCCGAGUAGUUUCAAUAAAAGUGUCUCCAGCGGCGCUAAAAGCUCGAAAAGUGGAAGCAAUGUUACUAAAGCCACCACCACUGGAGCUGGGAAGAAAAGUGUUAAACCAAGUGGGACUGUUGUCAAGUCUCGAUAUAUGCAGGCUGCUGAGAAGACAUCUCUUUCAAAGAGUAACUCACUGACCAACGAGUCUAUUGCUGUGCCACUGAGGCCUUCCUCGCCUAAACCCAGUGGUGUCAAACCGAGGGUGAGCACUCCACCGAGACGCUCAAUGACCCCACAGGCUCUAGCAGCAUCAACGAUGUCACGUCAAACUGAGCCUUCGUUGCUUGGGAAAAGUAUUCUGCAGUCCACUUUCUCAGAUGGACACUGCUUUCGACCAAAUUUUGAUAUUUCAGUCAUUAAAGAAAAAACAAUAAUGGAAAAUACAGCAGAGCACGAGAGAAAUCCAGAGAAUGACAAGAGGGACAUUGAGAUGCAAACAUUCCUACUGGCCUACAUCACAGCCAAGAUGGAGAGCAACACUGCGAAGGCCGAGGCUGAAGCAGAGGCAAGGCUCAUGCAGGAGAUGGAGGAAGAAGAGGCGCUGCAUAAUGAGGUCCAGGAGAAGAAACGUCAGUACCUCCUCAUGGAGAAAGAGAGGCUAGUGAAUGAGCUGCUGGAUUUACAGAUCGCUGCGCUGACUCCUGUGGCAGAAACUGCCAAGCAGUUCACAAAGAACUACAAAUCUUUCGCCACAGCUGUUGACACCACCCGACAUGAGCUGCCUGUCAAUAAUUUCUACAUUGACGGGGACAGAAGGGAAUUUCUAGAUAAAGCUGAGGCUAGCCUGAAGGAGAGUGAGAAGUUGCUGAUGGAGUGCACAGAGGGACAUCAUGAGGACAACAGAACUUCUCUAGAGUGCCUUAAGGACAUGAAAACAACAUCCAAGGACGUCAGUCAGCAGCUGUCAGGUACUUUUUCAGAGCUGCUGGAGCUGUCAUCGUUGGUCUGCCGCCACACAAUCCACGUCCAGCAGGCCACGGAGGAAAAACAGCUUGGAAUGGAAAGAACCCGUCAGCUCUUCUGUCCCAAACAGUGAAGGUCACCACACAGCAUGGGAUACACAGUACAUGCACUUUGGAUAUCCGUCAACCCCACAUUUCCCCCGGUUUACGUAUAUUUGUGUCUUAAUUUUAUGUAUACUGUCUAAUUUCUUUGCAGCUGUAUUAUUUUAUAUUGUAAAUGUUGAAUAAAGACUGAUACUUCUUCACUUUUUAAUACUUUUACAGAUGGAACAUUGGUAAUAAAUACAACAAAAACAA